AUGGUGUGGGCAAGCUUAAGGUCCACCACCUUUCUCCUAGUUUUCAUUUUGCUUCCUCUAAUAUUCUCCGGCGCACACACCCAAAACCAAGGUAAGAAGACCAUGGUGGUUACCAAUACUGAAACAUCAAGAAGUCAAGUGAACUUGGAGGUUUAUCAUGGUGUUCCAGCAGUUGCUGAGACAGAUCAGAGAACGAGUUUUCUUUCUGGGAGAAAGAUGAUGUCUAGAGAAGUGCACUCGAAGUUGAAGGUGAAAGAGGCUGAGAAUGGAAGUAAUCCGGCAAAGGGCUUGACCACCGAACGGAAAGCGCGUUGUGUGGUUGGAAACUGCAACCAUGAAGAAGUUUUGAAUGUGAAACAGUAUAAAGUUGGUAAAAGAAAUAUAAAUGGGCAUUCUGGGAAAGUCAACAUGUCUGGUUUGGUGCCUCUGAAUGCUGAUUACUAUGUUCCAAGACCUCACCCUCCCAAGAACAACUGAAUCACAAAGUUUGAAGCAUAUAUAAGGAUUUGACAUAUAUAUGUAGUGUUUUUUUAGUUUGGUUAGUUUUUACCUACUUCUAACCAUAUUUGCUUUGGUUUUGCUCUCAGUUUUGUAAUGUUACUGUUUAGAAUAGUUACAAGUAAAUUAUAGGUGAUUAUACUUGUAUGUAAAUUGAGGCUUUGAAUGUGAACUCAGCA
Messenger RNA from Vigna angularis (adzuki bean), 677 nucleotides. RefSeq lists its product as uncharacterized. The record is from RefSeq and is a predicted model, not a curated record. NCBI's taxonomy places the organism in Eukaryota, Viridiplantae, Streptophyta, Magnoliopsida, Fabales, Fabaceae. Bases 1 to 477 code for a protein of 158 amino acids. Gene Ontology annotation, biological process: positive regulation of cell population proliferation; positive regulation of gene expression; cell differentiation. The transcript has 3 exons. Gene Ontology annotation, molecular function: growth factor activity.